AUGUCGCACAAGCACGAUACUCGUCCGCAGUCGCAGAGCAGCAGACUUCUUGUCACUGGCACAGUGCUCUUCUACCUUGUAGCAGCACUAUGUAUGGUCAUGGCGCAAGUAUUUUUCUGUUCCAAUGUUUACCAACCUCACUCAUUCUUUUCAAAAUACAGGAAUAAAUGGGUUCUCAAAACGACUGCUGCCCCGCUCUUCUUCCUCUUUACCCAGCUUGUCAUUGCCGUCAUUCUUUUCAUUGCCGCACAUGCAUCCCGCCUCUUAGUUGUGCCUUUAUAUGUAGACACCCAGCUUUUGAUCCAGCUUGCCCCCAACAUUGCGUUGAAUGUUAUUGGAUUGAGCUUCAGCAACUAUACCCUCAAGUAUGUCGACGCAUCUGUCUACCAAGUCGCGCGUGGUCUCGUCCUCCCCUUCACAGUCCUUACCUCUUACUUCUUCCUCUCCGCACGGCCGUCCCUCCGCAUUCUAUUUAGUUGUUCCAUCGUUACCCUCGGCUUCUUUGUUGGUGUCUUUCUCGAUUCUGUCCCCAUGGCUCUCGUUGGUAUUGGCUUCGGCGUCGCAAGUUCCGCAAUCACAGCAGUGCACAGCGUGGUCAUCAAAAAGAGUCUGGAUAUAGUCAAGGGUAGCGCCAUGAAUCUGUCGUGGUAUACGAAUUUGAUUAGUGCGGUUGUGAUGAUGCCCAUCAUUGUAUUUGCCGGUGAGGUCCCGGCCAUUGCGGAUUUAUUUUUCGGAGCAGGUGUUAUCCCCAAGGAAGGAGAGUUGAGCGACUUGCAGACGUUCGUUUGGGGCUCCUUUAUUACGGGUGCGCUUGGCUUUAUGAUGAGCCUCGCUAGUCUGCUGUCCAUCAAAGUUACUUCGCCCAUCACACACAUGGUGUCCUCCGCAGUAAGAGGCGUAGCAGCAUCCAUGUUAGGAAUGUGGUUAUUUGCAGAGAUCAUCUCAAGCGGCCGUGCAUCCUCUAUUGCAAUCAUCCUUCUAGGGUCCAUUUACUACACGUGGGUGAAACACGUCGAAUCUCAGCAAACUUCCAAGGAUGCAGGCAGGUACGAUCGUCUUCCUCUGGAAGAUGUUGAGACUGGAAAGGAGUUCAACUCGAAACCUGAGUGA
Molecule: messenger RNA, 1110 nt
Organism: Suillus fuscotomentosus
Lineage: Eukaryota; Fungi; Basidiomycota; Agaricomycetes; Boletales; Suillaceae
Exons: 6
Coding region: 1-1110 (369 amino acids)
Biological process (GO): GDP-fucose import into Golgi lumen; protein O-linked glycosylation via fucose
Cellular component (GO): Golgi apparatus
Molecular function (GO): antiporter activity
Source: RefSeq, a predicted model, not a curated record